GUGCGCGUGCGUGUGCACGUGGGGGCGCGGCGCGCGCCACGGCGGAGGGAGGGAAGGCGGCGGCAGGCCCAGCCCCCGGUCGCAGCGCCCGGGGCGGCUCCUCUGCGAGCCUAGGGACCGCUGCGCUCCCGCCGCCGCCAGCUCUGCUACCGCCACCUCCAAGGGCUGACCUGACUCCCGGCUCGCGCCGCGCCCGCCUCGGCUUCCUGCCGGCCCAAACGCCGCUCCUACCGAGCUCCGGAUCUCGGCUCCGCUGAGGGAGAGGAAAUGAGUGCGGCCGCGGCGCCGGCGCCCGAGCGCGGUUGGAAGAGCGAGAAAGUGGACGAGGCUCAGGCCCUGGCGCGGAGUUGCGCCGCCCGCAGACCCGACUUCCAGCCAUGCGACGGGCUCUCCAUCUGUGCCACGCACAGCCACGGCAAGUGCUUCAAGCUGCACUGGUGCUGUCACCUCGGAUGGUGUCACUGCAAGUAUGUGUAUCAGCCGAUGACCCCUGUGGAACAGCUGCCCAGCACUGAGAUUCCUGCGAAGCCUCGGGAGCCUGCGAACACCAUUCAGAUUUCGGUCUCCCUCACUGAACACUUCCUGAAAUUCGCGUCUGUUUUCCAGCCCCCUCUGCCCCCUGACUCGCCAAGGUACUGUAUGAUCUCAGACCUCUUUAUUGACAACUAUCAGGUUAAAUGUAUUAAUGGGAAGAUGUGUUACGUGCAGAAGCAGCCGGCACCACAUUCCCACAAAAUGAACCCCGAGGAGGUCUCUGCACACGAUGCCUUUAUUUCAAAAGAGAGCAAUACACCAAAAAUAGAUCACUGCUCUUCUCCCUCAAGUUCUGAGGACUCUGGGAUCAACGCGAUCGGGGCUCACUAUGUGGAAUCGUGUGACGAGGACACAGAAGAAGGAGCAGAACUGAGUUCAGAGGAAGAUUACAGUCCAGAGAGCAGCUGGGAGCCAGAUGAGUGCACCCUUCUUUCCCCCUCGCAGUCUGACCUGGAAGUUAUUGAAACAAUAGAAACCACCGUGUGAGGGUCCCGGCGGGAAGCCACUGCUCUGCUCUUUGCUGAGCUUUUGUACUUUUGUCUGAUGGACCCUUUUUCCAGUGCAGUCAGUGUUUUCUACCCCUCGUUAACAACCAUAGCAGUUCAGUGGUCUGCUGAUUUAGCUUCACUUUUAAAUUUGUCUUAUAACUAAGACAUCUUUUGUUAUAAAUGGUUUUCUUUUGUAUCUUCACUUCCUUUCUAUGUAGCAUCUGGUGUCAUGAAUUGUGACCCAGCCUUAAUUUCACUGGGAACUUUGAAAGCGAUGAAGCGAUGAUCACAGAGCAUCAUGGAUCAGGUUGAGGAGAUACCCAGAGUGAAGGAGACACUGUUCUAUAAAUAGCCAGUUCUUCGCAGAACAGCUCUCUGGCAGUCCUUUUGGCGUGCUGAUGAGCACCGCUGCCCUGCUAGUCCUGGUGGAAGAUUGGUUCACGUGACCAGUCCAGGGUGUGCUCUGGUGCAUGCCAUUCUGUCCUUUCCUCAUCUCUCUGCUAUCUGGGUCUGGGCCAGUGUUGCCACAGCUUCCUGGAGGCCAGCUCAGCCCCCAGUUAAAGCAGUGUCUGCACAACCAGCCCUUCAUGACUUGGGGCUGGGCUAGACCUCGCUCCAGAAGAGAUGACAUCAUCUGUCUCAUGCUCAGUCCGGCUUAGGUUGAAUGCCUAUCCCCCCUCCAGGGUGCUGUGUGGAUACAGAAUGAAUAAGGCCUGACUCCCAGCAGGAAGGGACCAUAGUCCACUAGGGGAGGUAAUCCAUGCAGGUGAGGGGACCUAGAGUGCCCUGGGAAGCCGGGGGAGGCAGAGAUGCACUUGGCUUGGGCUGGCUGGAGAAGGAGUAGCAUUUGAGCUGGCCUCAGGGGUGGCUUCCCCAACAUUUCCCUGCUUUUUCAGUUCAGUCGCUCAGUCGUGUCCGACUCUUUGCGACCCCAUGAAUCGCAGCACGCCAGGCCUCCCUGUCCAUCACCAACUCCCUGCUUUUUAAAAUUGUUCAAAUCUGCGGGAGACUUUUAGGAAGUCAUAUAGGUAUUAUAUUUAGGAGGCAGCCACAUCUCAUGUCUUAAGGAAAAAAAAUCAAUAAUAGUUUUAGUUAGCAUGGAAAUGCUAAAGACAGCAGUCCUUUAGGGAUUAGGAAUGAAUCUAAUAGGUUUGAUUAACUCUGCUUCAUUUGGUUGUAUGAAGCAUUAGAAUGGCUUAGGUGAGAAAUGGAUUAGAAUUCAGUAUGAUGCAUGGAUUUUUUUAUGCCAAUGCAAAAACAGUUGAAAUAGUUCACUGCUAAGUCAGGAGAAAAUAUUUUGUGUAAUAUUCAUUCCCUUUACUACAGUAAUAUUCAUGGGCUAUUGUAAAUGUUCUCUUUUCCUACACACAUAAAAUAGUGACUGAUUCUUUCUUAUUUAGCUCUCUUCAGAAUUUUGCUCCUAAUCUCCAUUUAUAACAGGUGUUCUGUGUGAGUUGGUUAUCUGCCAUUUCUCCAAAUGUACUGUCUGUGAGGCAUAGUUAAGAAUCCAGGAAAUUUGAAAUACGGCCGCAUGAAACUAAACUAUCCAAGUUGGAGACAGACAGUCACUUCCUGUACCCGGACUCUCCACGAGCGUGCUCUCAUGGCAUCUUGUGCUCUGUCAGCAUCAUGACGUGACUCUUCUGUGUCACGUUAGUUCAUAUUUUAAGAAACAAGAAGGGGCCUGUGUGUCCUUUCCUGAAGCCUCCACUUGGCAUCCUGCACAGAUCUCUCCAGACAGAACCUGCUUUCCUAGUUGUAUGUGCAGUCCACGUGACUGGCUAGAACAUUUCGUUAGGUUCAGGUGCCCUAAACAUCCUGAAGAGUUUAGAAAGCAGAGUGUGUGUAUUCCUUUGGAAGCAGUGUUACUUAACACUUUGUGUGCUAGGUGAGAAUGCAGCCAGCAUAAAGUUCCCACUUACUGAAACAAAGACUCAACACAUCAACCCGAGAAGAUGGUGUCCAGAGCUCCAGGGCCAGCGGGGCCCAGAAAGCGACAGAGGCAGGUGUGGGGAGAAAGGCUUAGGGACAAAGAGCUGAUGAGCCCUGCUCUGGGCUCUCAGCACCGCCGGGACUGACUGGCCACCUGCAGUCAGGGUCCUGCCUGCACCUCGCCGUGGGUGAGCUCAUUUCAUCCCUGGACAGGAAUACGAGGCUCUGUUUGCACUGUUCCUAUCAGUUCUCUCCUCCAUCUGUUCAUGUGGUGAUAGUUGGGGGUCAACCACCAGGUCUCUAAAGCCAUGGAAAUCCAUGGGCUCAGGGCCACGCUUCAGGCUGGCUGUGCCAGGGUUGGGCCGUUCAUAUUUAUAUCUAUGACUUUUGCUUAGGUUCCUGUUUUUUAAAACUCCUGAACUGCCAUUCAGAUUAGCCAGGAUUUUAAUGGAAUUUUUGGAUUUAACACUAGUUGAUAAUCACUUUAAAUACUUGCACAAACUCUUUAUAAUUAAAAUCUCACUAAGAUUCACUUACUACUAUCAAUUUUAUAGAAUUGGAGACAUCCCAUUGGAUUCUAAAUAUAAAAUGCUCCUGAAUCUCAAAAUAGCCUUUUCUAAAUAAGCACAAGCAAGAAUUUUUUUUUUGUCCUACCACUGUUAAUAUUAAUAAUUAUCUGAAAUCAUACAUGAUUGAACCAGAAUUCUUUAUGCUUGCAUUCCGAAACAACUGAUAAGGGUAUAAAAAUAUGUAGUUUCAACUUCAAUUCUAGGCCUAUUCUGUUCUAUAUUAUAUGAAAGAAUUUCUCUGUAACCCUGAUACUGCAUUACUCAUUUGUAUAAGCAUAUUUAUAGGCACUUUAGAAAGUGUUUAGACUGCAGUGUGUAUUACAGACAUUGAACACAGUUAUGUUAAAUAGGCUUUUCAUUAAUACUUGUACACUGAGAGAUAUGAAAGCUUUAUCACUUGGACGUUUGCUCACCUGGGGCAAAGAGGUGGGCUGUGUGAAUGGAAAACUGCUUUCUCAGGCUUUUGUCAAAAACUGACACCAUUCCCACUUUUUGAAAGUUGGUGUAAAAGCUGUUAGGUAGAAGAUACGAAAUAAGUACUGUGUGGAGUUUAGCUUUCCGAUCUAACCAAGAUUUCUUUUAGCAUUUUCGAGUUUCACAUGUGUUCAUGACUUUUCUGAGAAAUAACAAAGCAAUUAUAAUGCUUUUAGUGGUUACAACUAUUUGGUACAUUAACAAUGGAAGCUUUACAAUAAAAAAAUCUAGGUAUAUUCAAGAUCUGAAAUGCAAAUCUGAGAAAAACCUCUGUAGAAAAACUGCCGCAUUCCUGGAAGGGAACCUGUAGUUCAAGGUAAUACAGUAAAAAUAAAAUCAGCAGAACCAGAACAAAACCAUGAAGUUGUUUUCCUGAAGUACCUUUUGGAUUUGAUCUAGGGUUUGAUUUUAUCUUGAGAGCGGCGGUUUUAUUUCUUAAUCUCUGUUUCCUGGCCUGUUUGAGCCAUCAUAGUUCCUUGGAUCAUAACCUCCUUUUAUGCAAAUAUCUCUACUUAGGCAAUAGGAUACAACCAGGUAAUUUAGAAAGCUGUCAAAAUACCCAGAUACUUUUGGUGGUAUAAAUACUUUUAGGCAAGGGGAAAAAAAAAGCACAAUUAGAAAAAAAUAUUUAUACUGUCAACACUUACUAUUCCAUCUUAUUUGCAAAAUUUUGUUGACACGUUUUGGAUUUUUGCAUGAGGAAACCGAGGCUUUCUUGGUUUCCCCUACCCCCCUCUCCAGACGAGGUGUCAGUGCAGUGAGAAGGCCAGCUGUGUUUCCGGCUUUCGUCUCUUCCCCUUGAGGAGGGCAGAGAGCAGUGGGCGUUCUGUGCUCUUGGUCAGUGCCGUCAGUCCCAGGGAUGUCCGUGUUUCUCACAUUCAAACAUGAGUACAAGGGCACUCAGAACUAACUUUGGAAUAAUUAACCUUUAGAAAAUUUGUGUCACUGCUCCCUUUCAUUAUCACAGGUAAUUGAGAGUUGGCUGUGCUGGGAAGGGCCCCGUCUCUGGCGUGCUUUGAGUUCUUUGUGUUCAGAUUGGUGCCCUCUUCAUAGGCUGGACAAGUCUAAAAGCAAAUCAUCACUAGCGGUUUUAAUGCUGAGCUUCCAUAUCACGGUGUUCAUGUGUACUUCUAAGGCUGUUCGUACCUUAUAAUGUUCACUUACUGUGUGAUUUUUAAAACCUGUCUAUUUUCAAGUUUUAAGCACAAUGUUGAUUGUUCUCUAAUUUACCUUGUUUUCCUACAAACAGCUCAACUUUCCUCUCUGUAUAAUACUUUAGGAGAAUACUACCUUGUAAAAUAAACGUGAUUUUUUCCUUUUUUA
Bubalus bubalis (water buffalo) is the source of this 5320-nucleotide messenger RNA. RefSeq names its product chromosome 1 C3orf70 homolog (gene C1H3orf70). NCBI's taxonomy places the organism in Eukaryota, Metazoa, Chordata, Mammalia, Artiodactyla, Bovidae. The transcript has 2 exons. The coding region runs from base 268 to 1020 and encodes 250 amino acids. The record is from RefSeq and is a predicted model, not a curated record.